Molecule: messenger RNA, 1152 nt
Organism: Penaeus vannamei (Pacific white shrimp)
Lineage: Eukaryota; Metazoa; Arthropoda; Malacostraca; Decapoda; Penaeidae
Source: RefSeq, a predicted model, not a curated record
ACACGAGCCAGGAGGUCGUCUGCCGAGCGACCGCAGAAGUGGCCACCUACGCGUUCGUUCCUGCGGUGGUUAAGCCGUGCAAUGUGUGCCUGGGGGAGCCCUUCGUCAUCAAUGCCACCAGCGACUGGGACGGCACCGUGGCCUGGGAAACGGGCUCCUUCGUCACGGCAACCUGCUUGGCGGGGUUUGCCCUCGGGAUCAACCUCACGAGUGUGCCUGUGGCCUGCAGCGAGGUUGGGUGGAUGGAUGCCCCGCCCUGCUAUGAAGCCUGUGUCGACCCGCCCGCCCGACCCCGUGGCCAACAUGACGAGGGACAACGUGACCACUAACGAGGUGGGCGCCGUCCUGCAUUACAACUGCUCGGAAGGACUUCACAUCGUCCCCACGCCGGCCUUCCCCAACCUGACCACCUUCACCACCGUCAGCUGCGACGCCACGAAGGUCUGGCUCGAAGCCGGCCCUCCGCUCGCAUGUGGGAAGGUGUGUGUGGCCGCGCCGCCGAUCCCGGAGGGCUUCCAGCACGACUGGGACAACGCGUCGAGGCUUCUGGGGGACCAGGUCGUGGUGUCCUGUCCCGCUGGCCUUCACUUCCCCAACAUGACGACCUCCACGACACUCGGCUGCGAGCAAGACGGGUCGUGGACAGCCGUGGACCCCGCCUUCUUCCUUUGUCGAGAAGCCGCCACCACCGGGCCUCCUGCGCCUCCCCCGGGGAUGACGAGUUCGCACUCUGACGCGGAGUUCUACUUCGUGGGUUCCUCCGUCAACUUCACCUGCCCCGAAGACACCAUGUCAUCCGACGGCUUGACUUACACCACGAUUACUUACAACAGUACAGGCUGGUUCCCGGUCGAUCCCGAUUUCCAGUGUCUCAACGUAUGCCUUGGAGAGCCUCCCGCGGCGCCGCCCUUCGUCAGCUCCGACUUCGCCGGGUCGCGGGCGUGGGGCUCCGAGGUCACGUACACCUGCCAGUUCACGUUCCGGGGCCUGGGCGCCACCUUCGGGGUCGCCUGCGACGAGGGGGAGUGGUGGCCCUCCGCCCUCCCGGCCUGCGUGGGUAAGGCUUGUGGGGCGGGAGGGGGUGCGGGCGGGGGCGUGGCAACACACACACAGCAGAAACACACUGACUUACACAACCGCAUGCACACAUAG